AUGCCUCGCCGAGCUGGACAACGUCGCAUGGGACGACGUCCAUCUCCCCCUGUGGAUGAAGGGAGUGAGGAUGAAAAUGCAUACGGUGUUCGAGCGCCUCGUGUUUUCGAUAACUCGGAUGACGAGCCUGAAGGCAUUGUUGGCGACGACGAAGAGAUUGACAGUGACGAGGCGUUUGGCGAGGACGACGAGUAUGAGCUUGGACAAACAGUCUUUCGCGCCCAUGCCUCUACGUCACAAGAGGAAGAUGAGGACGAUGCGCCGCAUGACUUUGAAGAGGAUGACGGCGACGACCUCGUUGCGCUCAGCCAUCUGCUGGACGAGGCACCGGACGAGGACGAGGACACUGAAGAGGACAAUGAGAGCGAGAAUGAUGAUACUUUGCCAUGGGAUGAUGACGAUCUCGCGCGUUUUGCGUCCAAGAAGCGCGCGUAUACUGAUGACGAGCCUACGUCGAACAAGCGUGUAUCACGCGAAGAACGAACAGAAGCAGUGCAAGAAGGAUCAGAUGCUGCCGGCGGUGGUGCCAAGCUAAGCUUGCAGGACUUUUUGUCGACGGGUGCUGGCACAUCCUUGCAAAAGGUACGUGCGCUGGCCGAGCGUGCUUCGGCCACGUCCCAGCAGCCUGUCGCCUCGAAACGGGGUGGCGGUAUGCUUCAUGCGCCGCUACCUAAGACUGCACAGGACCGUUUGGAUCGGGCUGCUGCAUAUACCCUAUCAAAAGAGGAGGUGCAAGGCUGGGCACCUACGAUCAAGCGUCUACGUGAGGCGGAGCAUCUAUCCUUUCCCCUUCAAAAACCAGCGCAGCCUCCGCAAGCCUCCAAUGCUGGCCUCACAGCGACGUUCCAGCCCAGUACGGAGAUGGAGCAAUCUGUGGCAGCGUUGCUGGAGGAAGGUGGGCUUACAGAGAAGCAAGUCGCCGAGCAGGAAGGCCUGGCCAUGCGUGCGAUGGAUGCGGCGGAAGCCUCUCGUCGUCAAGCUGAGCUCCGUCGGAUGCGUGAACUCAUGUUCCGAGCCGAGCAGAAAGCACGUCGGGCCAAUAAAAUUAAAAGCAAGACGUAUCGCCGGAUUCACCGCAAAGAGCGUGAGCGUAUGCAGCAGCAGCUAGCCGACUUGGCGGCUGCUGAUGGGACGAUCGACGAUAAGGACCAGGACGAAAUGAUAUACCAAGCGGCCAAAGAUCGUGCGAAAGAGCGCGCUACGCUUCGGCACAAAAACACGGGCAAAUGGGCCAAGUCGCAUUUGGGACGGCAUGAUGAAGCGUCCCAGGAGGCCCGAUUGGCUAUGGAAGACCAGUUGCGGCGCGGUGAAGAGCUGCGCAAGCGCAUCCACAGCAUGCACAGCGAUGAAGACGACUCGUUUGAUGAAGAGUACGACGAAGACAAUGCCGAAGAUCGCCAGGCACGUGCGUUUGAUGAGCUAGAGGAGUAUGAGCGUCGUGAGGCGUUGCAAGAUGCGAAGGACGAGGCGGACAUUGCUGCGUCGGAUAAGAAAGGCAAGGGCGUUUUCCAAAUGAAGUUCAUGAAGGAUGCACGGGAACGCCAGGCUCGGGUAGCCAAGGAGACCAUUGCUUCUCUUAUGGAGGAUGUGGGGCGCAUGGAUGCCUCAGACGAAGAGGAAGCGCUGCCUACGUCGGUCGGGCGAGCCGUAUAUGGCCCAGGUCUAUCAGCUUCGCGCACGUCCGACGUGGCAAGUCGCCCUGCUAACCCGUUUAGCACAGGCGAGACGAAUCCAUGGCUGCAAGGCGAAGCGUCGUCGUCGCUCUCUAAGAAGAAACCCAGCGUUUUGGUCGGCAAAGACAGUAGUGCGGCGACCAAGGCGGCGCAUCGUACGGAACGGCAUACGGCCCGUGGCGACGAGGCGCGUGCAUCAGCCUUGAGCGAUGCCACGCUAGCUAUCGACCCUACAGCCCAACUUGCCAUGGCCGCGGAGGAGGCGAGUGAAGAGGAGGAGAGCGAUGUCGAGCCUGCGGACGUCACUGCGCUGGCCCGCACGAAACGCGGCAAGCGCGGGAAGAAAGGCGGAUCGGCCAUGGCGCCUAUGAAACGCGACUUGGUUGCCGAGGCGUUUGCUGGCGACAAUGUCGCUCUGGACUUUGCCAAAGAGAAACGCGCUGCAAUGGAAGCGGAUGCGCCUCGCGACGAAGAUAUGACCCUACCAGGCUGGGGCUCAUGGGGCGGCAAAGGUGUUCGCCGUAAAGCGAAAAAGACGCCUACGCAUGUGCGUCACAUAGCAGGCUUGGACCCGCAUAAGCGCAAAGACUUUGGCAUGGACAAUGUGAUUCUCAACGAGCGUCUGGAUAAGAAGGCUAGCAGGUACAAGGCCAAGGACUUGCCGUUCCCCUACACGAGUGCCGCGCAGUACGAAGCUGCGAUGCGCACUCCUCUGGGUGCCGAGUGGAAUACGCGUACACAGCAUCAGCGCAUGACAUUGCCCCGUGUGACGACCAAGAUGGGCCAGCGCAUUGACCCUAUUCGUACGUAUGCUGGCGACUGA
Malassezia pachydermatis is the source of this 2496-nucleotide messenger RNA. RefSeq names its product utp14-domain-containing protein. The transcript has a single exon. Lineage: Eukaryota; Fungi; Basidiomycota; Malasseziomycetes; Malasseziales; Malasseziaceae. The record is from RefSeq and is a predicted model, not a curated record. Bases 1 to 2496 code for a protein of 831 amino acids. Gene Ontology annotation, biological process: rRNA processing. Gene Ontology annotation, cellular component: small-subunit processome; nucleolus.